AUGACCACAGUUUCAAAGGUGGUGCUCACCAGAGAAGCUGGAAUUUGCUAUGCAGCCAUUCCUAUGGUGAUGGAUUAUGACUGCUGGAAAGAGCAUGAGGAGGAAGUUUCAGUUGAUAUCGUCAUGAAGUCUCUGAAUGAAAAUUCGAAUAAGGCUACCAGUUUACUUCUCCCUGCAAUACUUGUUGCUGAAUUGGCUCGAUAUGACCUUCCAGCCUCCAUUGGCUACAUUGUGAAAAAAAAAAAACUGGGAAGAAGAUAUAUUAUGUGGGCCAUUCUGAGGGAACCCUUACUGUUGAAGGCCAAGCUUUCUUUUUAUGGCAAGAACAAGUACUGCACCUGUUACCGGGUCUUGGCUGUGAGCUUGGAGAAGAAAAGAUGGAGGAGGGUGAAAGUUGCAGGCAGUUUCAUGUUAUUCUCCACCUUACCCAAAGCUCAGAAAGUCAAAGCUUUUUUUGCCUUAGCUCCAAUCCUUUACCUUAAGCACAUCAGAAGCCUCCCAUUUCUCCUGCUUUUGCAGCCACCCAGGCCAUUGUUAAGGAGUCAAAUUGAUGUAUAUGUGGCACAUAACCCAGCAGGAACGUCUGUUCAGACCAUUCUCCAUUUCUCUCAGGUUGUUCAUGAAAUUCAACCACCAAUAUUGCAAGCUUAUGACUGGGGGAGUCCCAAAAAGAACUUGGCCCACUAUAAUCAGACAAUUCCUUCAACUUACAACUUAUCAAAGACAAAAGUGCCAACUGCAUUGCAGAGUGGUCUAAAAGAUUUGUUGGCUGACCCAAAAGAUGUCUCCAUUUUAAUCCUCAAAAUCCCCAAGAUGAUUUACCACAUGAUUCUGCCUUCAUUUGAUCAUUUUUCUUUUGUUUUUGGCAUUCAUGCACCUCAAAGAAUUUACUAUGAAAUAAUCAAGAUGAUCAAGGGAACCCCAUAA
Messenger RNA from Trichosurus vulpecula (common brushtail), 927 nucleotides. RefSeq names its product lysosomal acid lipase/cholesteryl ester hydrolase-like. The transcript is spliced from 7 exons. NCBI's taxonomy places the organism in Eukaryota, Metazoa, Chordata, Mammalia, Diprotodontia, Phalangeridae. The record is from RefSeq and is a predicted model, not a curated record. Gene Ontology annotation, molecular function: catalytic activity. Gene Ontology annotation, biological process: nucleoside metabolic process. The coding region runs from base 1 to 927 and encodes 308 amino acids.